Molecule: messenger RNA, 1712 nt
Organism: Rhopalosiphum padi (bird cherry-oat aphid)
Lineage: Eukaryota; Metazoa; Arthropoda; Insecta; Hemiptera; Aphididae
Product: THAP domain-containing protein 2-like
Exons: 4
Coding region: 181-1560 (459 amino acids)
Molecular function (GO): sequence-specific DNA binding
Source: RefSeq, a predicted model, not a curated record
AUCGAGGCCGAUGUAGAUUUUGCCUUAUCAAUUGUUGUUGUUGUCUGUUGACUUGUGUACUGUACUACUGUGAAAACUCAAAACUGAGUAGUUGACACUGUUGACAGUAUUGUUGUGUUCUGUUUUUUGCAAUAGGUAUAUUGUUUUGAGACUUAAUAUUUUUAUGCUAUUUUUCCAAUUAUGCCAUAUAAGUGCUGUGCUGAUGGAUGCAGUAGCAAGGACGGGGUUGUUGGUUCAACUACAAAAUUAUUUAGAUUUCCAAUCGAUGAGUUAAGGAGACAAAAAUGGGUGCACUCUAUCCAAAGAGAUAACUUCAUUCCAACAAAAUUUUCACGCUUAUGCAGUCUCCAUUUUAAUAAAAGUGAAUUUGUUGAAGCCCCCGAAAAACUUAUAUUAAAAAAUACAGCUAUACCAUCCAAUUUCGAUUGUUCCAAAAAAGCAAUAAAAUGUUUAAGCAGCAACAAAUUUGAUCACAAUUAUAGUUCUUCAGUUUCUUCUUCAUCAAAUAUAAUUAAUAUAAUAACUACUUCUCCUAAUUUACCUAUUGAUUCUGGUGUUGAAAAUGCUGGGUGUAAUUAUGAAGUUGUCGAUCUGACUUUUAUUGGACCUAAAACAAAAAUGAAAAAUAAUAUUGACUAUUUGUAUUCACUGAAGACAGCUACUGGGCAAGAUCUGUGGAAAAGUAAAAGAAAAACAUUCAUAUUAGGUUUUGCUGCAUCCAUAAAAUCUACUAUAGCUAUAGCAAAGGAUUUGUUAAUAAAUCAACAUUUUAAAUUUAUUCUGACAUACAAAUUAAGCCAAGAUGCAAUAGAAAUUUUUUUUGGAUUUAUGAGAGGUCGAUUGGGUCAUAAUAAUAAUCCUACCUGUUUGCAAUUCAAACAUGCUCUAAAAAGUACUUUAUUGCACACUUCAAUAAGACUUAGCUCAGGAAACUGUACACUGAUGUCACCUCAUGAAGAUUCUCUUUUUUCAAUCAAAUGGAAAUAUAAAGCACCAGAACAAAAUUUAGAAAAUGAAUUUGAUAUUUCAUUGUUAGCAGAACAGUACAAUAAAUUAGAUUUUAAUAGCAUCACUAUUGAAAAUAUAUUAUAUUACAUAAGUGGAUAUAUUGUUAAAAAACUAAUCCCAACUUUGAAAUGUGAUGGUUGUAUUGAAGCUAUUACAGAUCCAUACAUUGAAAAUGAUCACGUUUAUCAAAAUAAUACCACACCAAAAUAUUUUACAAUUAUGAAAAACAGAGGCGGUUUGAAGUAUGCUUCUUAUGGGGUAUACAAAAUUGUUAAAUUGACAGAAACAUUAUUUAAAACCAUUAUGGUGGAUAAAAAACAAAUGUUUAUUAAAAAUAUGGAUUUAAAAAUUAUGAUAAAUGUCCAAAACUCACUGGCGACAGACACCACGCUAUUUCCAAAAUGUGAUGCUUGCUGGAAUUCAACAGAUUUAUUGGCAAGACCUCACAAAAUCGAUAUUAUAAACAAAGUAACCAGAACCUAUCUUAACGUGAGAUUAUAUUCUUACAGUAAAAUAAUAACAUCCUCGAUUAUGAAAACUGCUAGUAAAUGACAGAAACUCAGUAAAACCAUUUUAUUUUAUAACAUGUAAAAAUUGUUAACCUAUCUGAAUAAACUAUGUUAAAAAUUGUUAUUGAUAUUUAGAUACAAAAUUUGUUUAAAUAAGAAAAAUAACGUGCAAUAAAAAUUUGUUUUAUAAUUUAA